CGAUCACGCGAGACAGCAAUAUUUUGAUCACACUGACUGGAGUCAUUUGCACGUGAAAAUAAACAGGAAAAUGAUGAAAAACCGUUUUGGCAAGGGGAGACAUAGAAAGUUCCAAGAUGACUGGGAGCGAUCGAAGGAACCCGUGUUGGAAGGAGUGACAUUUUACGCCAAGUACCUUGGCAUGUGUCUGGUGGACCUGCCCAAUGAUGAGGCACACACAACAGACGCUGUCAAGAGGAUAUUGCAUAAUGCAAAAUACAGCAACAAGAUGUUAUUCAAGAAGGUGUCCCUAACCGUCACGCCGAAAGCAAUCAUCCAGACAAACUUGGAGAGGGCGGAAGAUGUUCAAGAAGUUUCUAUACACAGAGUGUCGUACUGUGCAGCUGAUAAGACUAGCGAUAAUAAAGUAUUUGCUUACAUCGCUAACAACAGCAUCAAUGAGGCAUUGGAGUGCCACGCUUACCUCUGCUCCAAACGAAAAAUUGCAGAAGCAUUGACCCUGACGGUCGCUCAAGCGUUCAACAUCGCCUUUGAGCUGUGGGAGGACCAUGAUGAGGGUAACGUUUCAGACGACAGCAAGGAUCCUCUACCAGCUUCACCUCAUCAGAAAUCGGCCCCUCAGAGCAUACCUACCUCCAUCAAUGGAAGAGACCAAGCCAGCUGGUCCUCUGGUACCUCACCCACACUUCCCCCAUCAUUGGAUCCUCCACCUUCAAGCUCAAGGAGGGUACUGACGGUACAAGCAGAGAUCAAUCCCAUAUCAGCAUCGGCUCCCUGUACAGUCCCCGUGAUUCCUCCAAGACGGCACUCUGGCAAACCCUGCUUCUCUCCUCCUCUAGUGAACGGAAUCGGUCAGCAUGACAGCGGAGUCGACUCCUCCGUAGAUUCGAAGGAGCUGGAUGCGACGGCAAAACUCCUUGAUAAAUGGCAUAUUGGAGAUGAUGUUGAUUUGGAUGAGAGUUUUGCAAAAUUGGCAGAGAGUCGGUCCAACCCUCAACUCCUGGACAUCAACGUACGGCGGACUCAAUUCGAUGCCGACAUCAUCGUUCAUUACCAGGGUAACCAGACGGAGAGGGAUCAGUUGUUAACCUCCAGAUCCAGCGAAAACUUCCUUCUAGAUUUAUAGUGAAACAUCUUCUGCAGUCGAAGCAAAUCUUCGCUCGAGUAAGAAAGGCAUUUUGACCUUGAUCAUGGUCCGACCAUCUUGAUUUUCUCCCCUGUCUAAUUAAUGGGUGGGUUUGCUGAGCUUCCUCGUGGCGUCCUUGGUAAUUUUCAUCCAAGAUGGUGGCAGCAUGAUAAAGGUCUAUAAAAGUCUGUUGUUAUAUCUCGGCAACGAUUUCCUAGGAGGGGAACUUCACCAAGCAAUGAUACUCCUGAAAACUUUACCUCUGUAAAAAAUCUUUAAAAGGUCCUGGCCCUCUUUGUGCAGCCGAGCUGAAGGUUUGGUCAAAACAGCUAUACGUCACUGCAGCACAACUAAACUAGCAAAAAACGAGGCUCAAACGUGUCUCUGUUCGGGAAAUGCCAAACUCUCCCUGUCCCACAUCAAUGGAGAAAACUUUGAAACAGACAUGUACAACAACAAAAAAGGCUGGAAAAUGUUACCAUCCAGCAUUGUUGCUUUUCAACCAAAAGCCCAUAAAAAAACUGGCUGAUAUUUCUUGCAUUUCAAAGCAAUUUUGUUUAAAUAAAUAAAAAAUAACAAUUGAAGUGGCUGCACUUUAUGAAGAUUUGUUGCAUUUUGCUUAAUUUGAAGUGCAUUAAUGAGCCGUCUUCAAAAUUAAGAAACCAAAACUACCAGUUUACACUGAACCUUGCUGAGUAAAAAAAAUCUUCCAAGCACAUUUUCAAAGAAAUUUACAAAAUGUAUGUGCCAGUAUCUAAGUUAACUUAAACCUUUUUUAGAUUAUAAAAUAAUCCUAAAUAACUAUCACUUUGUACAAAACUGAACAGUGAAGACGUCCUUAUGCUCUUUGGCUUGACUAAUACACGCUGACAGGUAUUUUGAAGUUAUGAGCUUUUUAAAAAAGCAUUCAAAAUUUCCCACGAACAGGACUCAGUAUCAAACCACUUUGCAGGUUUAAAACAAAGACGCAAGAAAAGUUUGGCUUAACAGACACAGGUUACCAGCCAAAAUUACAAUAAGUUUACACUGUUGUGACUGGUGCCCCACUCAAUUUUUUGCUUAGCAAAUGUGUCGAGCAGUAUAUUCUGCUUAACAGCUUUAUGAAAUUGGGCCCAUAUCAUUAUCGUACAUUUAUGAGCAGUUUUUCUCUUUUAUUAAACACAAGUUUUCAGUGUAACAUAGUUACAGUAUCUACAAUGUACAAUGUCUACUCAGCCAUAAAAAGAUAGUUACUAAAAUAUUAAGAGCACCUUAGAUCCACCCAAACCAUGCCAAGUAUAUUGUGUACGACUGAUCUCAUUCUUGCUUAGCAGCUUUUAAGCAGACAUGCUUACAGAGCAGCCCAUAGCACAGUGUUUUAUUUGAAAACCACUGCUUACUGUAAGCAAAGUAACAGACAUGCUAACUAGCUGGUGGUUUCUUGUAAACCAGGGAAAAUUGUACACAUUUUUCUGCUGUAGAAACACAACAAAAUUUACUUACCAAGAAGCUGCAGAAAGUACCCUGAAAAUAAACCAAUCAUUUCAUGUUCUUCCAUGAAAACCUCCCCCCCCCCCCCCGCCCAAUAUGUCGAAUGAAAUUCGAAACAUUGCCAUGAAGGUUGCACAAAAUCUCCCUGACUGGAAGAUGCAAAUGUUGGCAGCUGCUCUCGGCCCAAGUCAUGGAUCUGCUUACCGCUCUAAUUCGUCGCUUACAAUUACCAUUUUCCACUUGCAUGGGAAGUGCUGAAUUUCUGCGCUAACUGUGAUAGCGUAGAAUGUCUAGUAACGUGGAAGCGCACCCACACAAGCAAAAGUUCCGUGCUAACCCUUGAAAUCUGCUUGGACGUAAGUGCCAAUUCUUCGCUUACAGUAAGCAGACCCAUCAAAUUGGGGCCUGUGUAUUAUCUGUUUAUAGGUAAACAGCUUUUUAAAAUUGGACCCUGUCACCUAAGAUAUCUACAUUUUGUCAAUUACAAGGUCAAGAAAUGCAUCGUAACGGAAGAGUAUUGUGAUUACAAUGUUUACAUUUGCAUGUUUUAAACUUUUAAGCAGCCAAAGUUAUUAAAUAAACUUUAAUAAUAUCAUGAGAUUAUAUUAAUCUCCUGACCAGCAUGCCAAGCAUGUUUGUUUUUCGUUUUCAUAAAAUUUAGAAAUGUUCUUCCUAAAUGUGGAAGAACUAAAAAUGCAAAGAGCUUGGGUCGAUGUCACAAAGGGUUAGGACUAGUCCAAACUUAGGAAUAGGCCAAACUUAGGAGAUAGCUUAAGGCUAUACCUAAGUAAGAAAGACUUGUAGGACGAGUAACUGGUCCUAACUUGAGAUAAGACUAGUCUUUACUCUUUGUGAAAUCCAAACCUGGAACUGCAAUUUUGUUUUUGUUUACAGGACAUUCUUAAUGAACAUUGUAUAAAAGUAUGACAAAGCAUGAUUUAGAAUGCUUACAAAAAUAUAUUUAUUCGACGGAGAGUGUAUAUUAGAAGUGUUUGCUUCAUUCACAGUGGCAGGAUUUGAUGUCAAAGAGUGCAACUUAAGUGCAAUUGUGAUACUAAAUAAUUUUACACCUGAAGAAUGUUCCAAAAUGCUUUUUUCCCCCAGAUAUGCAGAGGUAUGUUUGGAAUUAUGAGACCCUUUUAACAUGUAGUACCAUGGAACGGUUUUCCAGGUACUAUCCUGCCAACUUAAUGUAGUCAACCAUACCAGAAACAUUUGGGCAAACCUCUUUCAUAUCAAGUGUAAUGGGUUCUUUAACGUGCAUUGCGUAACACAUGGGACCUAUGGUUUUAUGUCCCAUUGAAAGGACAAAGCAAUAACGGUUAAGUGUUUUGCUUACGGACACGAGUGUCAAGACCAGGACUGGAACCCACACUCUGCUGAUCAGAAACACCAGAGCUUGAGUCCAGUUCGCUUGACCUGCUUGACCUUGACAACCAGCAUCUCUGUUUGCAAAAGGAAGACUUUUGUAGCACAGAAGACGAUUUUCCUGCAAAUUGAAAUCCCAAAUAAAAUGAUGUGAAAAAUUGAAAUGUGAAUGCUUUCUCUUUGAGAGAAGGUUUGUAUGCAAACCCCUUGGACAUUGAACAGGCCUAGAAUUACACGCAGAGGACAUGGCAACCAUUGCCCCCGGUCUUGGCCUUUGUGCCCCUUCAAAAGUUUCUUUUAGACUUAAAGUUUUCCCAAUGGAAGUGCCCUUUGCAAAAUGAUAAUGGCCUUGCCCUCUCAAAGAUGAAAUUCCAGACCUUAUUGGGUCCAGAGUUGGAAUAAUUUCAAUGAAUAUGUAUGACCCAUUAAUACUGUGACCCAUGAAUGUUAAUGAAACAUGAAUAUUCAUGACUUAUGAAUAUUGAUGAUACAUGAAUAUUCAGGACAUCAACGUGGUCCUUCUCUGUGAAUGAAGCUAUAUAAGGAACAAGUUAGACUACUCUUUGAGGGAGUUAUUAAUACUUAGAUAAUUCAUUGUAAAUAAUAAUUGCAUGUUGUGUAAUCAUUAUCAGCACAUCAUUAUAUUAAUGGUUAAAGGUAGUGGACACUAUUGGUAAUUACUCAAAACAAUUAUUAUCAUAAAACCUUUCUUGAUUACGAGUAAU
Molecule: messenger RNA, 4689 nt
Organism: Asterias rubens (European starfish)
Lineage: Eukaryota; Metazoa; Echinodermata; Asteroidea; Forcipulatida; Asteriidae
Product: low density lipoprotein receptor adapter protein 1-like
Exons: 9
Coding region: 71-1126 (351 amino acids)
Source: RefSeq, a predicted model, not a curated record